AUGAACGAAAUUUCCAAUCAAAAUAAGAAACCAGACAAUUUCAGCGACAUCUACAAUGAUAGCAACAAUGAUACAACUGAAAUGUUCUUAGACAAAGGCAACAAAUCUCCGCAAUACACAGGAAGCAGCUAUUCAUCAAGAAUUGAUUCAAUUCUAAGGUAUGGAAAAGAAAAGAGUUGGGCAAAGUCACCAAAACAGAUCAAACUUGAGUCAUCAACAAUAUUUGAUACAUAUUCAGCAUCUACACCAUCAGAUCCACAAACAAAUCAAAAGUUUAAUAACGACAGACAAAAAAUUUCUAUUAGCAUGCAAAAAGGAAACAAAUUACUGGAAGAAGCUGAUAAAUUACUUUCUGAAGAAGAAGAAAUCAACAGUGAAAUAUUUGAUGGACCACAAGAUAGAGUUGUUAUUCCAGAACACGAAAUGAUCAAAGAUAAAGUUAGUCAGAUGAAUAAAAUAAAUCAGAAAACAGAGAAAAUAACAACACAAAAUGAAACAAUAGUUACUCAAAAUAUGAAGAAAAUUUUGAAGAGUUCUAAAUCAGAUUUCAAUAAUAAAACAACUGAAUUAGUUUUGUCUUCUCAAUCAACCCAAAGUGAGAAAGUUUAUACAUUAGAUCCUGCAAGAAGAAAGAAACAGAAGACAGAACUCGAAGAACAACUCGAGAGAUUGAAGAAAUUAGGCGUUAAUGAUUCUGAUGAUUCGGAUUAUGAUGCUAGCUCAUCUAGAAAAAUUCCGAAAUGCGUUGUUUCUUAUAAAGAUGCUGUUGAAAUUGGAGAUGGAAUUCCAGAGAAGAACGUCAAAAAAGUUGUUUAUACAGCAAUUGUUUCGAGUCCUUCAGAUGCUGAUAUGGUUUUCCUAGAAUUAGAUCACGAUGAAAAUUCAAGCGGUCAAACAGUUCAAGAGAAAGUUGAAGCACUUGAAUCUCCACAAAAACCAACACUAUUUUAA
Trichomonas vaginalis G3 is the source of this 951-nucleotide messenger RNA. RefSeq lists its product as uncharacterized. The record is from RefSeq and is a predicted model, not a curated record. Bases 1 to 951 code for a protein of 316 amino acids. The transcript has a single exon. NCBI's taxonomy places the organism in Eukaryota, Parabasalia, Trichomonadida, Trichomonadidae.